Solea senegalensis (Senegalese sole) is the source of this 4488-nucleotide messenger RNA. RefSeq names its product cortexin 2 (gene ctxn2). NCBI's taxonomy places the organism in Eukaryota, Metazoa, Chordata, Actinopteri, Pleuronectiformes, Soleidae. The record is from RefSeq and is a predicted model, not a curated record. The coding region runs from base 357 to 602 and encodes 81 amino acids. The transcript is spliced from 2 exons.
GUGAGGGAGCAUGAGGAGGGGAGAUGUAUCUCUGGGAGGAACACACACACAUCAGAGGUGCUUGAUCCAGUCCAUAGCUCUCGCUCCCUCAGUUUCUCCCUCUUGAUCUGAAGCGCUUUCUUGCGUUGAGGGGAGAGCUUAGCUUAUAACGCGUCUGAUAUGUUGUCAGUUGAUGACUUAAUGGAUGUACGUCUGGGGGCUCCAGGACGGAGGAGUUGCUGGCAAGACACAGCAGCAACAGGUCUGUAAGGAUGGAACGAUAAUGAUGUCAUGUAAUCUCUGCGCAGGUAACAUGCAGGCUUCUGAGCGCCUGACCCUAUCGGAGGAAAGAUGAGGCACCUAGAACUUGGUUUACCAUGUUUAGCGCCCACUACAACCACUCCCUUGCUGCCAUGAGCGGAAACGACAUGAUGGCGCACUCCCUGACUCUGGAGCAGAAGACGGCGUUUGCCUUCGUGGGGAUGCUGCUGGUGUUCCUGGGGCUGCUGAUAGUCAGGUGCUUCAGGAUCUUGCUGGACCCCUACAGCAGCAUGCCCUCCUCCAACUGGGCCGACGGCAUAGAGGGGCUGGAGAAGGGGACGUUUGAGUACGCCCUCACUUAACACAGGGACACACACACACACACAUCCACAGAUGUCCUCACGAACAGAGAUGCUCACAAAUUCAAACACACACACAUAGCCCCACGCAACCAUUGCUCCCGACACUGACGCACCAUUCAAACAUCUCUCUGUGACGGACUCGACCGAGAGACUGAAGCUGUGUAUGUUGUUCAAUGUGUGUGCGUUAGUUAGCUCAGAGCCAGACAUGUCUGUCGUGUCGUGUGUGUCGGACCAAGAGUGAGACAGAUGCUGUGUCAUAUUCUCCGUCACCUUCUAUCCAAGUGGCGCGCAUUUCAGAUCACCGAGUUGCACAGAAAGUGGCCGAAAGGGCCCUUUUAAUAACUCAAUGCCUACAAGUUGAAUGUCUUAUGUAGAUAAAACGAGGUGGAUGCUUGUGUGACAGGAUGCAGGGUCAGGGUGAAGCGGGGACUAUUCAGAUACAGUUUGACGACUCAGGGACAAGAUUCCUCCUGUGAACUCCGAAUGGGAAACAGAGUGACGCCACUUCUGCACAAGAAUGUAUACUGUAUGGUUGGAUACAGGGUAUUAUGUUAAAAUAGUGCUUUGUGGACUAAUCAAAAACAAUCUGUUGGUGCCGCCGCCGCCGCCGCUGCUGCUGCUGCUGCUGCUGCUGCUGCCGCUUUGUGUACAGAUUGGUCCUCGCGGUGGUGUCUUGUUUUUUUGGACGUCACGCAGCGAAAGGCAACUGAACAAACUGUGAAUCAUAUCACGGUGUCACUGUUUUCUUAACGAUGCAAAAACAAGUCUUUGGAGAGUGUGUACUGCUGCUGGCCUAUGAUAAUGGUACACCGUAUGUCACACGGUAAUGUUUACUCUUGUCUGCAAAGACAUACGAUGGUUGUGUUGAUUUCUUUCCCCCCCCCAUCUGUCAAGCGCUCUGUCCAAAGUUUGGCUGAUGCGGUCGAGCCAAAGAACUUUUGAGGGAAAUUAGGAUUGAAUUAGGAUUCUCUCUUUCAGUGCUGCUAGUUUUCUAAUGACAAGAAGAAACUCUCAGUACCCGUCUGCAGAGGGCAAGGUCACGUGGAAAAUGGGGGUGGGAUGUCUGUCAACGCUGCACGUGGACACCUUUUUUCCUCCUAUUCUCAGCCAUCCUCACCCAUUCUCACCUGCUCUCUUCCCUCUAGAGAGAGGAAGACGGGACUAAACGGAGAUUCUGUAAAACUGCAGCAGACUGGGCGAACUCUUGAGUGUUCCUUUGCUAAUUUUUACAGUCUACGGUUUUUCCUUAGUGCUGUGAAUCUGCCUUACUGUGACCUUCAAUGGGUUUAUGUGCCUUCAUCUAGAAACAUUAGAGCACCUGAGUGUGUGUGCGUGUGUGUGUGCGCACGCCUGUGUGUAUGUGGCAUAUCAUGAUGACCGACAGUGCAUCUCGUGACCUGUUGCUUGCUCAGCUGGUGGUAGAGAUUCUUGUUGAUAUAGAUUUGAUUCAAUGAUGUGAAAUAAAUGGAAUUUCUUCACUUUAAAAAUGUCGUCGGUAGACUUUUUGGUUCUCUGGUUGCACUCUGUGGAGCAUGAGUUACACACGUCGGCUGAACAAAUAGGAUUCAGGCGACAGUUGACAGCGCAAUGUACAUUAUUGCUCCAGCAAGUAGCACAAGAGGGAGUGUGGCAGCAGAGGAGAAAGAGAUGCUUGUCGGUGGGUACAAAAAAGUUCUGGGUCUCAAAUAUCACAGGAGAAAGAUUACUCCUUUAACUUUAAUGCACUUGGUCCACUGAUGUUCAUGCUUCACUAUAGCUUCACAGAAGAAGGUUACGUUGGUAAAAAACAAAGGUCACAAGCACUUUCUCAUUAUCCCAAACCACAGUAGAAUCACCCUGACCAUAUAUGCCACUUGCCUGAACUUUUUGAGAACCAGCGGAAUUGUGUGUCCCCCAUAAGGCGCUACAUUUGGGCUGACAAUAUUGGACCGCAUAGACUUCCCAUGUGGGACCCAUGUUACUAAAAAAACAUAUGGGACCUGAAGUGUUCCCACUUCAAGCCAAUGCCCAUUUAGUACCCAGGUAGUCUAGAAAGGGUACUAAGUGGCCAUUGGCUUGAAGUGGACAAACCCACCCCAUAUUAUUAACCUGGAUAUAACCCUUAUGAGGCCCACAUGGACUUGCUGGCUGGGAAAGUAGUGAACCCAUGAACCCAUAAAUCUUCUCAGCACUCUGAGUCAAAAGCAUCCUCAAUAUUUCCACUCUGUUCAGUUUUUGGUCUGAUGUUAACAGUCACGGCACAUAUCACAGUUUGCUCAUGCUCAAAAUGUCAGGCCAAAGGGCACGAACUGAGCCGCCAACCGUUGGCGUCCACGAUUUUCAUGACCGUGCAGUGAAUGACAGCCACUUGAUUGUCCACGGUUGUUGAUUUUGGGUAACCCUGAUUUCGGGUUGUCUGAGGUACUCUCCCUUCCCUGCUUGAAAUCAGCAACCUGCCUAUUUGUGGAUAUCAAGGGGAGUCACGCCGAGUGUGCUCUUUGUGGAUUUGCUCAGAGGUCGUUCCCUUUUUAUUGAUAUUGAUCACAGCUCCUUCAAACUUGCAAAGAAGCAAAGACAAACAUUUGAGUUUUUCAUGGACAGUGAUAUAAGGCUUUGGGCCUGGGUCAUACUUUCAAGUUCAUGUCUAAAGAGUUAUGCUAAAGUCCAUGUGACCUAAAUGUCAUCAUCCACCAACAUUAGUGGUUGUAGGACGUACGCGAUUACCUACACCAUAGACCAUAGAUGUUACCAUAGAUGCCAUAGAGGAAGUCCGCCAGUGCCCAUGAAAGUACAACCCAUUGCUCAACAAAUACCUGAACAUACAAAUGGAGGGAACUCAUGGUGCUACCGGAAUGUAAUGUGUAAUGUGUCAUUUAAAUGAGCAGCAGCUCUUUGAGGACGCGUAAUGCAGAAAGUAUGACCCAACCUCAUACUACAGUGAUGCCUCAAAAGGGCAGUUACACUUCCAGGUGAGGUCAAGAACUAUUUCAAGUCUUAUGUGUGAGUAUGCACGUAUGGUCUAUUGAGCCAAAAGGGCAAAUGUAGCAGCAGUAAGUGAUACACACUGGCAUCCAAUGACAGUCUUGUGUUGACAAAGCAGGUCCUGAUCUGCAAAGUCUACUGCAAUGAGGGGCCAAACCACCUUUCAAGCCCCCCCCCAACCCACAUCAUUCGCCUGGAAUGCAAUCAUUAUUGCACCAUUAUCUCUGUCACCGAGGUGACAUCCUUAUCUGACAUCUUUCUUUUUAGUGGAAAAACACUGCCCUUUUUUUCUGCUCAGUCUCGAAGCCCACUAACCUUAGUUGGAAAAACCUUAGCUGGAAAACUCACAAUGACGUUAUCAGAUUUGAACAAAUGUGCCCACUCUGUUUAUUGUAUUUUCAGGUCUUAUUGUGCUGUCAGAUUGCAUUUGACUUGACAUUUACUUAAAAUUCCAUAAACCACUUUCCAUUCAUUGAUUGGAGACAACUAAACUCUUCUUCUUUGCAUACAAAAAUAAGAUUUUUCCUAUAAUGACACAGCAUAUUUCCUAAAUGCAGCAGCAAGUAGGCUUAAAUAAUUCUUACGUAGUAUUAGACCUAUGACUCAGCUGAAUUGUGAACCUUAGCGUUUGAUAAUCAAUUAUCAGUUUUAUUACUUGUGGUCUUCGGACCUCACAAGCUAUGCUCUUGAUUUGUUGUGAUAAGGUCAGGGGAUACAAACGCCUUUACCAGCUCUAAAGGUGCCGUGAUCUCUGAUGAAUGCUACUUUCACAACAGUCAUGUCAUUAAAAAAAAAAAGCUUGAGGCAGUCGGAUCAUUGAGGUGAUAAACAAUGUUUAAUUGUUUUAAAAGGCUCUGUGCACAGGCCUCAAUAAAACCAUUGUGUUCUGCAACAACAGUGGAGCAUUUUGGUCUUAAUGGGAACG